AUGCUAGCGGCUUUCCCUCCACCAGCUCAACCCUCGGUUCCGCGCCGUAGCUUCAGGCAGAGUGUGCGGGAAUCAGUGGGUCAAUCAUGGCCUCUGCCUGCCCGGUUCAGCACCAGCCGGUCACCGCCACAACAGCGCCCUCCUGACAACGAUGUGAACUCAUUCUCGGAGAUGAACCUGAACAACACCGAAAAGGGCACCCAGAAUGGCAAGAAAGAGGGCCGCAGAUGCUGUGGGCUGCCUAUGUGGGGGUUCAUCCUCCUCGUGCUCAUCAUUCUCAUCAUUGUUACAGCAGCCGUCGUGAUACCGGUCGAGUUCUUCGUCAUUCGUCGUCCGCAAAACAACGGAUCUUCUGGAACUCCUCAGUCGGCCAUAGCACAAUGUCAAGCUCAGCUUACGUGCGCCAAUGGUGGCAUCAACAUUGUAACGGCACAAGGCACCUGCUCGUGUAUCUGCACAAACGGCUUCACUGGCCAAACGUGCACUCAGCUGCUGACGCAAAGCUGUACAACCACUAACAUCGUUGACCAAAACCCCAACAUCGCUGCUCCGCAGAUUAACAACGUCACAUUGGGAGAUGCGAUACCUAGAAUUAUUGCAGUUUCGCAAGCAACGUUCGGUGUGCCUCUAUCGGUCUCGCAAAUCCUUGCCAAGUUUAAUACUGGCAAUUUGAGUUGCACAGCCGAGAACGCCUUGGUCACCUUCAACGGUCAGAGCCAAAAUCCCAAUGGUUCACCAGGAGGAGUAGCGAAUUUUGGAGUUGGCGACGAUGACCCGGCGGUCAAGGUGGAGUUUGUUACGGUGUUUGCGAAGAGACAGGUACACGGAUUUUCUACCGUUCUCACCGGGCCGACAACCUUCUCGACAUAUCUAGGCGGCUUACCAUCCAUCCUACCGACGACAACCAUCACUGUCACUACCACCAUCCGAGCUACACCAGUCCGGCCAACAACAAUGACGACGCCAACGACGACGCCGAAGACGACGCCGACGACGCCGCCGCCGCCGCCACAGCCAACCACUCCAAGUGCAUCGAGUCCACCCGCAAAUACGCCACAACCAUCAGCACCUGCUGUCCCUGCGGUACCGUCAUCUUCGUUUCCAGUGACGAACGAGGUGAUCGACUUUGCGCGCGUGGUAGUCCUCUUCAUCCUGCAGCAGGAGUCGCUGCAGACUGCCGAGCAGGCUCAAAUUGACCUCCAGCGCUUCUUCACAGCGGCUGGAGGCAAGGCGGGCACUCCGGGAGUGACAAUCGAGCAGGCGCGGAACGUGACACUCCAGAACGGCAACUCUGCCAACCUGGUCGAUUUUGCUGUCGACCUAGGCACAGGCCUCGUGGGCAGGGGAGCAAGUCCAACCUCUGGUAAUGCAGUCGUCGCCAGGAGUCUGAACGAGGCUGCCAUGGCGCACCAGCCGCGGGCCCUGCCCGCGUGCAAGGAGAGUCUGCAGCCAGCAUUCUUGCGAUUGUUCAGGCGGUGA
This is a messenger RNA of Pyricularia pennisetigena, 1479 nucleotides long. RefSeq lists its product as uncharacterized. The record is from RefSeq and is a predicted model, not a curated record. The transcript has a single exon. The coding region runs from base 1 to 1479 and encodes 492 amino acids. Lineage: Eukaryota; Fungi; Ascomycota; Sordariomycetes; Magnaporthales; Pyriculariaceae.